AUGCUACCUGCUGCUACAGUUACCGGCAUCAGCAGCAAUGAUGCCAUAAGUAAGUGGUGGGGCCUCAUUUUGUACCGUGCACAUGAAUUCGCCAAGAAUUCAGAUGAUGCUCCUAAAGAGGAUGGCAGGCAAAGAAGGCAUCAAAUUGGAUCCAGUGGAUAUCGACUGAAAGCACAGCCCAGCAAUGUGACACGUAAUCUUGCACCGGUCUAUCACUCAAAUGAUGUCGACGUCUUGAUGCCGAUCGCUAAAGACGAAUUGUUAUUGGCAUUUCUGCAAUCACCAUCGGUAGUUGACGAGGUACACGGCGUUCUGUCGCCACCGCCGUCACUACCGCCAAAUUUAGCUAACGCAGGGUUCUACGCGCCUGCCCUGGAUUUGCGUGUGCCCACCUACCCGGAGUCCGUACCAAAGCCUUGA
Echinococcus granulosus is the source of this 420-nucleotide messenger RNA. RefSeq lists its product as hypothetical. The transcript has 2 exons. The record is from RefSeq and is a predicted model, not a curated record. Bases 1 to 420 code for a protein of 139 amino acids. Lineage: Eukaryota; Metazoa; Platyhelminthes; Cestoda; Cyclophyllidea; Taeniidae.